AUGUCCGUACUCACAUUGGGAUCACUGCAUCAAAUUGAUUCUGUUGUACUUCGCAGUGCAGCUAUUGCUUGGCAUGAUGAGUUUGCACCUUUACCAAAACCCUUAAUCGUGGUCAACAUUGGGGGGCCCACAAGCCGAUGUAUAUAUAGUACAGACCUUGCAAAGCAGUUAACUACCUAUUUGAAGGGUGUUCUUGAUACCUGUGGGAGUGUAAGAAUUUCUUUUUCAAGAAGAACUCCAGAUAAGAUUGCAACUUAUGUGAGAAAAGAACUCGCAGAAUUUCCAAAAAUCUAUAUAUGGGAUAACGAAGAACCAAAUCCACACAUGGGACAUUUAGCAUGGGCAGAUGCAUUCAUUGUCUCAGCAGAUUCAAUCAGCAUGUUGAGUGAAGUGUGCAGCACUGGAAAACAUGUAUAUGUGAUUGCAGCUGAUCGAUGUAAAUGGAAAUUUGGAGAAUUUCAUAAAACUUUAAAAGAAAGAGGUCUUGUUAGGCCAUUUACAGGUCUUGAGGGUAUGUCGGAAAGCUGGAGUUACUCGCCUUUAAAUGACACUGCAGAGGCUGCAAAUCGAGUACAUGAAGCACUUGCUGAAAGGGGAUGGAGAUUAAGGCCAUAAGAUUUUUGUCUGAAAUUACUUUUUUGCCCUUUUCCCAUGGUUUGUGGAGGAUUAUAGAUAUAUAUAUAGUUUUUGAUACGGACAAGGAGGUUUGUGUGUAUAAACCGGCAUUUAUAUUUUAUAGCUUUAGUGUGAAAAGAAAACCUUGAGGGACAGAUUGGUCAUUUGUUUUCAUUGUGAAAUGGGAGUUAAUAAAAGUUGCUAUCAUUCAAACAAUUGUGAAAUGAAAACCUUGAGGGAGAGAAGAUUGGGCAUUUGUGUUUAUUGUGUAUAAUGCUUUCC
This is a messenger RNA of Lactuca virosa, 897 nucleotides long. The record is from the annotation of a GenBank genome assembly. Lineage: Eukaryota; Viridiplantae; Streptophyta; Magnoliopsida; Asterales; Asteraceae.